Molecule: messenger RNA, 716 nt
Organism: Metopolophium dirhodum (rose-grain aphid)
Lineage: Eukaryota; Metazoa; Arthropoda; Insecta; Hemiptera; Aphididae
Product: trimethylguanosine synthase-like
Exons: 5
Coding region: 117-716 (199 amino acids)
Biological process (GO): 7-methylguanosine RNA capping; 7-methylguanosine cap hypermethylation
Cellular component (GO): nucleus
Molecular function (GO): RNA cap trimethylguanosine synthase activity
Source: RefSeq, a predicted model, not a curated record
UUGAAAAUCAUCAUCAAAAUUCAAUAAUUAAAAAGACUUACUCAAAUCAAUUGAAUUGCCGAAAAAACACCAAUAAUCUUCAUCAAGAUAAACAGUUGCCUAUUAAAUACUGGUUAAUGAGGCACUUGUUAUUUACAAAUUUUGAUCGCGGUAUUCUUUUGGACACAGAGAGCUUCUAUUCGGUCUGUCCGGAGGUAUUAAGUUAUCAUAUAGCAAAGCGUUGUAAAAAUAACAUAGUGUUGGAUCCUUUUUGUGGAGCUGGUGGUAAUAUUAUACAGCUAGCAAAAACAUGCAAACGAGUUAUAGCAUGUGAUAUUGAUCCAGAUAAGAUAAGAUUAGCACGGCAUAAUGCUGAGAUAUAUGGUGUUGCUCAUAAAAUUGAUUUUGUAGUUGGUGACUUUUUUCAAAUUUACCCAAAGUUAAAAGCAGAUGUAGUAUUUAUGUCACCGCCAUGGGGUGGACCAGGAUAUUCAAUUGAAAAAAGCUACAGUUUAACGUCUAUGUGUGACAAUUAUUUCGGGGGAGGUUUUGGUAUUUUUGAUAUUGUUAAAACUAUUGCGCCUAAUAUUGCAUUUCAUAUGCCGAAAACCACAAAUAUAUUAGAAUGUAUGUGGUUGGCAAAUGAUUUUGGUAAAGUGGAAAUUCAGCAGAAUAUUAUUAAUGGAAGACUGAAUUCAAUCACAGCAUUCUAUGGAGACUUUCACUCAAGUAACUGA